This is a messenger RNA of Brassica napus (rape), 3700 nucleotides long. Its product is annotated as E3 ubiquitin-protein ligase RSL1-like. The record is from RefSeq and is a predicted model, not a curated record. Gene Ontology annotation, cellular component: cytoplasm; ubiquitin ligase complex. The transcript has 4 exons. Gene Ontology annotation, biological process: protein polyubiquitination; positive regulation of proteasomal ubiquitin-dependent protein catabolic process; ubiquitin-dependent protein catabolic process. Gene Ontology annotation, molecular function: zinc ion binding; ubiquitin conjugating enzyme binding; ubiquitin protein ligase activity. Lineage: Eukaryota; Viridiplantae; Streptophyta; Magnoliopsida; Brassicales; Brassicaceae. The coding region runs from base 565 to 2097 and encodes 510 amino acids.
ACUUGAAAAAUAACUCAAAACGCAAAAUUCACAAUUACAAUAACCCUAGCAAAUAUUGAGAUGAAACAAGAACUCUAUCUACAACCCCGCGCAAGCGCGGAGGCAGUGACCCUAGUUCUCUAAAAUGACGUAUAUUAAAAAACGGAAGGAGUAAUAAUUUACAUAUAUUUUAGUCACUUUCUUAAUAUUAAUAUGUUUGAAAAAUAUCAAAAUGACAUUUAUUUAGAUUGAAACUCAAAUUUUUUCGAAUAUUAUAUCAAAUAUACCUCUAUUGAUUUCGCACUUAUACAAUUUACUUCAAACUUCAAAGCAUCAUAAAUGAAAAAAAAAAGAUUAAUUACAUGAUAACGGCCAAUGGGAACGUAAAAUCUAUAGAAAUGAACUCAAUCGUCACUAACCAAGAACGGUUACAAGUAUGAAAAGACCUUUUCGGCUAAGUAUAACGAGCAAUUAAAGAGAAUUUAUUUGGAAACUUCUCAAACACGCUUUACUAAUAAUCCCUAUCGCUCCUCUCCCUAUAUAAACAGGUCUAUUUCACGACUAAACUCCACACCUACAACAGUCAUGGAAGAAUCACACAGUUCAGACUUGAUUUCUAAAAGACAGCGUCUCGAUUCUUACAUAGCCGGAGAUAUCACAAACCCUAAAGGCGAGGGUUCUUCUAAGCUCGUCCAGUUUGCUGACAAUGUCGUCUACAGAUUGUACUUCAAAGGCUUGGUGAGUGACGAGGUGGUGGCGGCUGAGAGUGGAGAAAGGACCGUGACGGCUGGAUUCGGAGUUGCGAUUUGCGACGUGGCGGAUAACUUGUUGUAUGAGAUGAAGGAGUCACUGAGUGACGGCGGCGAGGUUAAGCGCAGAGGAGUGGAGAUUAGGGCAUUGAUUCAUGGCUUAAGUGAAGCCUUCAACAUGGGGAUCAGACAUGUCAGGAUUCAUUGCGAUGAUUAUCCCAUUUUUCAAUUUAUAAAUGGUGGAGACAAGCCUAAACAGAACGAAAUGCGUCAGCUAGUGAACGAAGUUUGUCGCUUGAAAGAAAAAAUGGACUCUUGUGAACCUCUUAUGGUUGCACGGAACGAUGUGAAGUUCGCUUUCAAGCUGGCUAGAGAGGCAAUAGUUUCUCAAAGCAGCAGCAGCUUGGAUAUGAAGGCAGCACAGGGAGAAACAUGUGCCAUCUGUCUCGAAGAAACCGAUGCUGGGAGGAUGUUCUCGACUGAACAAUGCCAUCACCGCCAUUGCUUUUCUUGUGUGAAACAGUAUGUGGAAGUGAAGCUGCUUAGCGGAAUCGUGCCCACGUGCCUUGGUGAAGGAUGCAAGUUAGAGCUCACUCUUGAAAGCUGCAGCAAGAUUUUGACGCCUAGGGUGACUGAGAUGUGGAAACGGAAGAUGAAAGAGGAUUCGAUCCCCGCUGCUGAGAGAAUCUACUGCCCGUAUCCAAACUGUGCAAUGUUGAUGUCCAAAUCUGAUCUUUCGAGCGAUGCUGACCAAUCGAAAGGUCAAGAAUGUGUCAAAUGCCGUGGACACUUUUGUAUUGAUUGCAAUGUACCAUCGCAUACCGAUAUGUCGUGUGAUGAGUACAAGAAACUGCACCCUGACCCUUUAGUUGAUGAGCUAAAGUCUCUGGCAAACGACAAUAAGUGGCGUCAAUGUGUCAAGUGUAGGCACAUGAUUGAACUUUCUCAUGGUUGCAACCACAUGACUUGCAGAUGUGGAUAUGAGUUCUGCUACAAAUGUGGGGUAGAAUGGAAGAAGAACCAAAAUUCGUGCCCCUCGGGUUGUCUACUUACUGGCCAUGGUGAUUAUGAUGAUGAAGAUGAUGAUGAUGGUGACUCUGAACAUUCUUGUGAAGAGGAUAUGUGUGAAUGCUAUUAUGAUGAUGAUGGUGUUCGUUGGCGCGACUGGUUAGACUUUGUGGAUCAUCAACCUCCUAUCUAUGACAUGUCGCCGCUUCCUCCGGGUGCGGUGCAUGAGUAUGAAGCUUUUGACAUUGAAGAAGGCAAUGAUGAUGAAUAUGACGAUUACGACAACUACGGUGGCCUAACGGAAUCUGACCAUGACGGAGGGUUUAAUGAGGACGUCUACAGGGAAUAUUAUUCUCUCUAAUCUAUCCUUUUUUUUAUCAAAAGAAAGAUUAGAGUUGUUUUGGAGAAUACUUUUCCAUAUUUUCUUUGUCUCUUCCUUCGUUAUGUUUAAAUUAAAAAUUAAUUUAAGACAGUGUUUAAGUAACAUUCUGCAAAAAAAAAAAAGCUUUGCGCUUUGGGUUGUUAAUUUCUUUUCUUUUUUCCAUUGAAUGUUUUUUUUUGAAAUUUUCAUUGAAAGUAAGAUGUAUCUUUUGUUCGGAAAUUUGCUAGGGGUUGUUCAUCGUUUGGAUUGGGCCUAGCGAAUUGUGAUGCGAAGAUGAAUAAAUAAGAUCGGAAGACGUUUAACACUCCCGAUCCAGUUGUUGGCUAAACAAGCUAUGUUAUUGUUCGAAGAUCCAGUUGUUGGCUAAACAAGAUACAUUAUUGUUCGAACAGAGCAAUGUAAUCAGAUUUAAAUUGAUGAAAAUAAAUGUUUAUAUAUUAGCAACGGGAAGGUUACAGAGAAUACGAGUUACAAUCUAACCGAAAGUAACUAAGGAUGAUAACAUAAACCUGGCCGAAGAUUAGGUUUAAACCUCGAGGUCGAAGUGUUUUGGUGUGUGUGUGAACAGUGCCGGCCUUGGGCAGAAGCAUAGGCUUCCGGUCCGGUUCAUAAUAAGUAAAAGUUCGGCCGUGUUUGCCAAAAAGCUUUGGUAGCAGAGUUAGUAAACCGUAAUAUUGGGGAUGACUGGUAAGUGACGUGACUUUUAUUUUUUGGUUUUAGAAUAACAGCCGUAGAUUUUAUCGACGUAGCUGUAGAUUAAUUAUUUCCAGAGCACUAAAUAGCUUUAGUAAAUUUGAUUUUCAAAGCUAUUUUGUUUCCUAUUUUAGUUUUUAUGGCUGUAACUUUAAAUUUUUUCUUAAAGCAUGAUUGAUAAACUAAAGUGGAUGUAGAAAAAAAAAAUUUUGGAAAGGACUCACAGCACUUAGCAAUCACCGCCAUUAUACUCUCUGUUCAAAAAUGCGGCCGCCUAGCCGUCUAGGCCGCCGCCUAGGCUUUGUUUAGAGGUUGACCGCGGUGAAUAUGCCCAAAUCGGUAUAUCUAUACGUUGAUCCGCGUUGAUCCGCGUAAGACCGUCUAAUUCCCGCGUUGACCGCCUAAUUCCCGCAUAAUUUCCGCCUAGACCGCCUAAGUUUUUUUUUCUUUUCUUUUUUUUCGUCCGUGUAAAGUUGAAACAUGGUUGAUUAUUUUUACUCAUUAUUGACAGAUUUUGUGUAAUUAUUCAUUACUAAAUAAUUACAAUUAACUAUCAACCUCAAAACAAACACAUAAUUACUUCAUUUAGAAUUUUUUUUGUACCAAAAACACAAUAAUCUAGAUGUUCGACAAAUCAAAAAGAGACUGUUUAAAAUUAUAUAUAAAAAAUUAUAUAAUUAUGUCUAAGAACAUGUGUCAUCAUGUUUAAAAAUAGCUAAAUAUAUUAAAUUGUAUUUAAAACUAGGCUCCGCGUAAUCUCCAGUACUCCCUGAUUUUUUGGUAACUCCCUAAACCCGGGGUUACCGUCCGACUAGCGCCUAGCGUAGUUCCGAACAUGGAUUAUACUUAGGAGUGGGCACUUUACCCGAUAUCCGAAGCCGCACCCGAA